Agrilus planipennis (emerald ash borer) is the source of this 2612-nucleotide messenger RNA. RefSeq names its product DNA replication licensing factor Mcm6 (gene Mcm6). Gene Ontology annotation, cellular component: nucleus; MCM complex. Lineage: Eukaryota; Metazoa; Arthropoda; Insecta; Coleoptera; Buprestidae. The record is from RefSeq and is a predicted model, not a curated record. Gene Ontology annotation, molecular function: ATP binding; single-stranded DNA binding; single-stranded 3'-5' DNA helicase activity. Bases 105 to 2507 code for a protein of 800 amino acids. The transcript has 7 exons. Gene Ontology annotation, biological process: DNA replication initiation; mitotic DNA replication; double-strand break repair via break-induced replication.
CUAUAAGGUUCAAGGUUAGUUUUUGCGCGGGUAAGUUUAUAAACAAUAACCUGCAAAGACAGAUUUAUUGGAAAAACUUAAAAUACUUUUAAAAAUAAGUAGAAAUGGAUGUGGUUGAGUCUCAAGUGAUUCAAAAUCGAGUAAAAGACGAAGUUGGGUUCAGAUGUCAGAAGCUUUUUCAAGAUUUUCUUGAAGAAUACAAAGAAGACGACGAAGUAAAAUAUUUAGAACCAGCUAAAGAGCUGUUACAACAAGAACGAAGUACAUUGGAAGUGAAUUUUGAAGACAUAGAAAGAUAUAACCAAAAUUUGUCAACGACUAUAAUUGAAGAGUAUUACAGAAUCUAUCCAUAUUUGUGCCAGGCAGUGUCCAAUUUUGUUAAAGAUAGAAGUGAUUUUAAGAAAGAAAAAGAAUGUUAUGUGAGUUUUGUAGAUGUACCCACAAGGCACAAAGUCAGAGAGUUAAAGAGUGAGAAGAUUGGUACAUUGAUUAGAAUUUCUGGUCAGGUUAUUAGGUCACAUCCAGUUCAUCCAGAAUUAGUGUUAGGUACCUUUGUUUGCCUUGACUGUCAAACUGUUAUAAAGAAUGUUGAGCAACAAUUUAAGUUCACAAAUCCUACAAUAUGUCGUAAUCCAGCCUGUAACAACCGACGAAGAUUUAUGCUGGAUGUGGAUAGAUCAGUUUUUGUUGAUUUUCAAAAAGUUAGGAUCCAGGAGACUCAAGCAGAAUUACCAAGGGGUUGCAUUCCUCGCAGUGUUGAGAUUAUAUUACGAGCAGAAAACGUAGAAACUGUACAGGCUGGUGAUCGUUAUGACUUUACUGGGACAUUGAUUGUCGUUCCUGAUGUCGGUUCCAUAUCGCUACCGGGGGCGAAGGCUCAAUUAGAUUCGCAUCAUAAAUCAGGUGAUGAUAUAGAUGGAGUACGGGGCCUUAAGGCACUAGGAGUUCGUGACCUGCAUUAUCGUAUGGCAUUUUUGGCGUGCAGCAUACAAGCUACAAAUCCCCGAUUUGGAGGCAUUGAGCUACCUGCGGACGAGAUUACGCCUGAAAUGAUGCGCAACCAGAUGUCUGAAGCCGAGUGGAGACACAUGUACGAAAUGAGCCAUGACAAGAAUCUUUAUCAAAAUUUAAUCACCAGUCUCUUUCCAAGCAUUUAUGGUAAUGAGGAAGUGAAAAGAGGUAUCUUGCUGAUGUUAUUUGGGGGCGUUUCAAAGACAACAGUCGAAGGAACGACCUUAAGGGGUGACAUUAACGUAUGCAUCGUUGGAGAUCCUAGUACAGCCAAAUCACAGUUUUUAAAACAGGUUUCGGAAUUUUCUCCUCGAGCUGUUUACACUUCAGGGAAGGCGUCCUCGGCUGCUGGUUUAACGGCUGCUGUGGUCAGAGAUGAAGAGUCGUCAGAUUUCGUUAUAGAAGCUGGAGCUUUAAUGUUGGCCGAUAACGGCGUGUGUUGUAUUGAUGAAUUCGACAAAAUGGACUUAAGAGAUCAAGUGGCUAUCCACGAAGCAAUGGAGCAGCAAACCAUUUCAUUGGCGAAAGCGGGGGUGAGGGCCACAUUGAAUGCGAGAACGUCGAUUUUAGCGGCGGCAAACCCCAUUGGCGGCCGUUACGACCGUGCCAAGUCCCUCCAACAGAACAUAGCACUCUCUGCACCCAUAAUGUCUCGUUUCGAUCUCUUUUUCAUUCUCGUGGACGAAUGUAACGAAGUAGUCGAUUACGCUAUCGCUAGAAAAAUUGUUGAUCUGCACAGCAACAUCGAAGAGUCAAUUGAAAGGGUUUAUUCCAAAGAGGAGGUCUUGCAUUACAUAACAUUCGCAAGAAAAUUUAAACCGGUUAUAAAUAAAGAAGCAGCUGAGCUUUUGGUGCGCCACUACAGUCACCUGCGUCUUAGAGAUAGCACGUCGACUGGAAAGUCGACCUGGAGGAUAACAGUUCGCCAACUUGAGAGCAUGAUACGAUUAGCUGAAGCGAUGGCCAGGAUGGAGGUGUCAGAUGAAGUCAGGCCUAAACAUGUCAAUGAAGCUUUUCGAUUACUUAAUAAAUCUAUUAUAAGGGUUGAACAGCCGGACAUUUAUCUAGAUGAAGAGCCAAACGUUCAGCACGAAGACGACGAAAUGCGAGACAAAGGGGACGACGAAACAAUACAGGAAACUGAAGAACCUGCUCCUCCUCCGAAGAAAAAGUUGGUCUUGAGUUUUGAAGAGUAUAAAACGCUUAGUAAUAUGAUCAUAGUACAUAUGCGUAGAGAAGAGGCGAGAUUAGAAGAGGAAAAUAAGGAAGGCAUUCACAGAAGUGAUGUAAUUGCCUGGUAUUUAAAUUUAAUUUCCGACCAAAUUGAAAGUGAAGAUGAACUAGUAGAAAAGAAGGAGAUGAUAGAGAAAAUAGUCGAUAGACUUAUCUAUCACGACCAAGUUAUUAUCCCUCUAAGAUCUGGAGCUCGAAGAGACGAUGAAAAUGAGGAGGAAGAUCCUUUGUUAGUGGUGCAUCCUAAUUAUAUCAUUGAUUAAUUUUUCUCUCCUGUAAUUUAUUAUAAUUUAUCUGGUGUAUGAUUUUCUUCUCUUUUACCUACUAAUAAGUUUAUUAUAGUUUUCUUUUUUUUAGUUCACUUUCGU